Messenger RNA from Solanum dulcamara, 611 nucleotides. Its product is annotated as probable aldo-keto reductase 3. Gene Ontology annotation, cellular component: cytoplasm. The transcript is spliced from 5 exons. Lineage: Eukaryota; Viridiplantae; Streptophyta; Magnoliopsida; Solanales; Solanaceae. Bases 1 to 543 code for a protein of 180 amino acids. The record is from RefSeq and is a predicted model, not a curated record.
AUGGAAGAAAAUUUGAAGAGCAUCAUAACCGGUUCUUCUCUCUACUUGAUUUACAUAAAACUUGGAGUAUCUCAAACUAAUAAUUCCUCCAGAGACUGUAUCCUCGCUAUUAAAGGAAUAAGAGAGGAAGUACAAAUAGCUACCAAGUUUGGUAUAAGUUUCGAAGAUGGAAAUACGGGUAUUUGUGGUGAACCUGCAUAUGUAAGGGCUUGUUGUGAGGCCAGCUUGAAGAGACCGGAUAUCGACUGCAUUGAUCUGUAUUAUGUUCAUCGCAUCGAUACUCAGUUGCCAAUUGAAGUCACGAUGGGAGAACUGAAGAAACUCGUUGAAGAGGGUAAAAUCAAAUAUAUAGGUCUAUCAGAGGCUUGUGCAUCAACAAUCAGAAGGGCCCAUGCUGUUCAUCCAAUAACAGCUGUUCAGAUGGAAUGGUCUUUAUGGACUAGAGAUCUGGAGGAAGAAGUAGUUCCUACUUGCAGAGAACUUGGCAUAGGGAUUGUCCCCUAUAGACCUCUCGGACGAGGAUUGUCACGAUCAAAAAACUGAGGUCAUGAUGGCACACAUCUCAAUAUCCAAUCUGAUGUGUAACCCUAAAAAUAAAACUCAUACAAGAC